AUGCCAGAUGCAUUGGUAAGUUCAAAGCAACACCACCACCAACACCGCUGCCGCCGAGAUGGCCGAGCAGAAGAAGUAGCCGGACAUGGGGAUGAUAACCACAACGGCCACAAAAACGGUGACCGAAACGGUCAUGGGCCUCCCGAGCCCCAUCAUCAUAGUCCCCUCUCCCUCUCUCUCCCUCCUCCAUCUGGACCCUUCCGGACACCGUCUGGGGUUGGAUCUUGCUGGUUACCGUCACCGUUGUGGGCGCGAUUAAGCUACCACCCUUCUUUACAAGGGGAGAAAGAAGGGGAAGUGCUGGCUCCAACGCAAGGGAUAGUUGAAGGGGAGAGGGGGCACUCCCGCCCUUCGGCCCGCCCUCAGACCGCUCUUUUCCUUUUCGUUAAGAAACCACACUUUGAAAGGAACCACUGCAGUAGCACGAACACCGCUACCAUCACUAUGCCCGCGCUGUCAACUACGGCCUCCGCUACAGCCACGGCCUUCUGCCCCGGCCCGGGCAAAUGGCAAACAUCAUGGGCAUAA
This is a messenger RNA of Eremomyces bilateralis CBS 781.70, 528 nucleotides long. RefSeq lists its product as uncharacterized. The transcript has 5 exons. Bases 1 to 528 code for a protein of 175 amino acids. Lineage: Eukaryota; Fungi; Ascomycota; Dothideomycetes; Eremomycetales; Eremomycetaceae. The record is from RefSeq and is a predicted model, not a curated record.